AUGGUGACAGUCCAAAAGGAAGAGAUUUUCUUUUCACAAUUUAAACUUUUUGAGGAACAUCUUUCAUAUUUAACACCAUCUUUGUUGCUUGACUUUUUCAAUGCGUUCACCUCGUUUUUUACACUUGGUUCGUCAUUUUUUCAGGAAAACGUUUUUAUAACAAAUUUAUUGGAGACAAAAAAGACACAUGAGAACACCCCCGACUUUGUCUCUUAUGUCGGGAAAACUAUUAAAGAUAUUUUAGAAGAAGAACAUAAAACAGUUAAUGAGUUACCCAAAACGAUAGAUUCAAUCAUUUCAGUGUUAUACAAAAAGGGAUUUUUAAUUAAAGGAAUAUUUCGGGAAAGUCAAGUAGCUUCUAUCAGACAAGUUGAAGAAAUUUGUAUGAGACUUUCAGUGACCGAUUUUGAAAAUGUCAACGUGGAGGUUGUUGCUUUAGUUUUUAAAAAGUUUUUGCGAAAUCUACCUGUUAGAAUUUUCAAUAGAGAACAGACGGAGAUGAUGAUGAGCGUUUGGAAGAGUUUGAAUAACAAUUCAUCUUCUUUAGAAAUUGCUUUAAAAAAUUUAUUAAUAGUUAUUAAUAAACUUCCAGAAGAACACCAAUUAGUUUUCAAAAGUUCACUGAAACUAUGUUUUAAAAUUGCAAAAAAUAGUUUCAUCAACGCAAUGGAUGAGAAAAAUAUUUCGGUUUGUCUUGCAAACAAUUUCUUCACUUUCUUGCCCGUUGAUAAUAUGGAAAUUUACGAAAACGCAAUGACAGAGGAAAUUUCUAUAUGCAUCAAAUUCUUUCAGUUCUGUAUCACCAAUUUCCAGUUGAUGUUCCCUGACCAAAUCGACGAGAAUGUCAUUCAAAAUGUUAUUAACGAACAAAAUGAACUCUUGACACAACCCGUCAAAAUCCCAGAAAAACCAGAAACGCAGAAUAAGGAGUCUCCUAAAACAACAGAGUCAAUGGAAUUUAUUAAACCCGUUUUUAAAAAGACAGAGACACCACCGGAUGAUGCUGUGUUAAAAAAUUACGAGGAAUUUGAAAAAGCACAAAAGGGGGUGUCACAGUGUGGCGGGGCAAAUCGGAAACACAAGGUCUGUAACGAAAGUGGUGAAACAUUUACACUCAAAUCUCUUUCUGGCAAAACGAAAAUUGACGAAAACCAGGCAAUUGAAAACGGAACUGAAAAUGUGAAAAAAGUCAAUCUCAUCUUUUUCAAUCGAAAUGUUACUCCCCGAGACAACGUGACGGAAAAUUUAACAACACGAGAAAUUGUACAAAGAGAUGUUUUACACAGAAGUCCAAGAAAUUCAAUAAAUUUUAAUUUCGAAAAAAAAAAUGAAAAGGAAAAAGAAUGUGGGAUUGUGGUGGAACGAGAUAACACAAAGGCGGAAACAAUAAACAAACAAAAGAUUGAAAAAAAUGAUGAGGAUGAUGAAAGCAUUGAAAUGCCAACAAAAGUUCAAGCUUCAAUCAAAAUACCACAACAAGAUAAGAUGAAGAAGGAUAUUGAUGAAGAUAUCAGUUUUAAAGUAUUCAUAAAUACAGGUGGAAUACCAAAAUUAUGUGAGAAGUCAAACCCAAACUUUGAUGUGUAA
Entamoeba invadens IP1 is the source of this 1587-nucleotide messenger RNA. RefSeq lists its product as hypothetical. Gene Ontology annotation, molecular function: GTPase activator activity. The record is from RefSeq and is a predicted model, not a curated record. Gene Ontology annotation, biological process: signal transduction. NCBI's taxonomy places the organism in Eukaryota, Evosea, Mastigamoebida, Endamoebidae. The transcript has a single exon. The coding region runs from base 1 to 1587 and encodes 528 amino acids.